Molecule: messenger RNA, 762 nt
Organism: Aspergillus novofumigatus IBT 16806
Lineage: Eukaryota; Fungi; Ascomycota; Eurotiomycetes; Eurotiales; Aspergillaceae
Product: F-box domain protein
Exons: 2
Coding region: 63-704 (213 amino acids)
Molecular function (GO): protein binding
Source: RefSeq, a predicted model, not a curated record
CCUAAACAGUCCAUGCCGAGUAGCCACAUUGUUAAUGCCAGGCUUGCCAGCAGUGCUUCACCAUGGCUGAGAGCCAACGGCUCGUCCUGUCCACACCAGAGCUGCUCGAAUAUAUUCUCCUUUACCUUGAUAUCGAAUCCCUGCUGACCUCAGCCCAGCGAGUUUGUCACUCCUGGACCAGGUUGAUUCAAACUUCCCCGAGGCUACAGCAGGCCCUGUUCUUUAAGCCCACCCCACCAGAAAAGUGCCGCGAAAAGCUGCGUAAUCCACUCCUAGCAGAACAUUUUUGGAAUUUCUUUCCCUAUCACCUGGACCCAUUCAGCAUGAGAGAAUACACCUACCGGAUGCUGUCCUGGGGGGAGCAGAGUGACAGGCGCCAGAAACGUUUCCGCCGCGAAGCUAGUUGGCGCCGGAUGAAUUGGAUCUUUAAGCGCUAUUAUCACCCAUGCGAUGCCGCUCCCACAACUCACUGGGUUACUGAUGGGGUUCAGAUGGAUCUGAUAGGGCUAAGGAUGAAUAUGCUCUACGACCUUGUCCUUGACAGCAUUUUGGGAAGCCUACACCAGCACUGGAUCUGCUGGGAGGGCCAUAUGCCUCUACGGAUUCCCUGGACGGCGUUAACAGGGGAGUUCAUGUCUGGUCUUGCUUGCUUGGAGCUGCGGGAGGAGAAGUUCAUCCCCAGGGAAGAUAGCGACGACGAGUAAUGACAUAUAAAGUCACUUAUCUAUUAGUUUUUCUCACCAUCGGAUGGGCGAUCACAGU